Molecule: messenger RNA, 318 nt
Organism: Beauveria bassiana ARSEF 2860
Lineage: Eukaryota; Fungi; Ascomycota; Sordariomycetes; Hypocreales; Cordycipitaceae
Exons: 3
Coding region: 1-318 (105 amino acids)
Source: RefSeq, a predicted model, not a curated record
AUGUUCGCAAACUCUGCCACUUUGUCCUCUUUGUCCUGUAAAAUCAGCAGAUUUUCCGGCCCCUCAGUCUGUCAGGAGCUGAUGAAAAGGGGGAGAGUCGAAAUUGAAGGGGUGAGCACGGUAAUCCAGCGACUGAGCGUAUUCACUCUCCAGUAUAAACAGUUGUGCAAGGACCUAUGCAGCAGCUACAAGGGAAUACGAACUUUUAACGAGAUUGAAAAGGCUUGGCUCCUUGCCCAAGAGCAUGGUCAGCUGCUCUGGCGCGCUGAACUGCCUUCCUGCCCUGCAGGGCUGCCCAGGGGGGACUAUCUCGUAUAA